CCGGUCCCCAGAGAAGGCGGGGUUCCCGCUGCCCGACCCGGAAGUGCUUCUCUUUUCCGUGGCGGAGAAAGGAGACCACAGAGCUCUGGGUUGUGGAAGAGGUGGCCGUGCACUGUCAUCAGUAUGCAGCGAUUGCUCUUUCCGCCCUUUAGGGCCUUGAAGGGGAGGCAGUGUCUGCAGCUCCUGGCUCGUAGGGCAGCGCCUAGAGCACAGUGUGAUUGCAUCAGGCGCCCUUUGAGGCCAGGGCAAUACAGCACCAUCUCUGAAGUAGCUUUGCAAUCUGGAAGGGGUACAGUGUCUCUUCCCUCAAAGGCUGCCGAGCGGGUGGUGGGCCGAUGGCUCCUGGUCUGCAGUGGAACAGUGGCUGGAGCAGUUAUUCUUGGUGGAGUAACUAGGUUGACAGAGUCUGGCCUCUCGAUGGUAGAUUGGCAUUUAAUAAAGGAGAUGAAGCCACCUACAAGCCAAGAGGAAUGGGAAGCAGAAUUCCAAAGAUACCAGCAAUUUCCAGAAUUUAAAAUCUUGAAUCAUGAUAUGACACUGACAGAAUUCAAGUUCAUCUGGUACAUGGAGUACUCACACCGAAUGUGGGGUCGCCUUGUAGGCCUUGCGUACAUCCUGCCUGCUGCCUACUUUUGGAGAAAGGGCUGGCUCAGCCGUGGCAUGAAAGGACGUGUUCUUGCCCUCUGUGGCCUCGUCUGCUUCCAGGGUCUCUUGGGAUGGUAUAUGGUGAAAAGCGGACUAGAAGAAAAAUCAGACUCCCAUGACAUCCCUCGGGUCAGUCAGUACCGCCUCGCUGCCCACCUGGGAUCAGCCCUGGUUCUUUAUUGUGCCAGCUUAUGGACCUCGCUCUCGCUGCUGCUCCCUCCGCACAAGUUGCCUGAAACCCGUCCACUCUUAUGGUUGAGACGAUUUGCUCAUGGAACAGCAGGUCUGGUGUUCCUUACGGCUCUCUCAGGGGCUUUUGUGGCAGGGCUAGAUGCUGGGCUUGUUUACAACUCCUUUCCCAAAAUGGGAGAAUCCUGGAUCCCAGAGGACCUCUUUACCUUCUCCCCCAUCCUGAGGAAUGUUUUUGAGAAUCCCACCACGGUGCAGUUUGAUCACCGGAUUCUGGGAAUCACUUCAGUCACUGCCAUUACAGUGCUCUACUUCCUCUCUCGGAGAAUUCCCCUUCCUAGAAGGACCAAGAUGGCAGCAGUGACUCUGCUGGCUUUGGCGUAUACACAGGGCUCUGUCUUAUUUAACUUUAUUUUUAAAAUCAGCGAUUUGGAUGAAGGUAUCAGGAACAUCUGAUUUGAGGAUGCAGCAACCCAAUAUUGCUAAUAUAAUAGAUGACAGUGGCAACUGAAAACAGUCCCAGAGUGACGCCAUUGAGAAGAAAGUAAACAGAUUAGAAAUAUACUCAUUCAAAUUAAAUAAGUUGUAGAAGUUUGGGCUGAAGAAACCUGGCCUUAUAUCAUUUCAUAUAAAAAAGACUUGAGGAUUUCAGUUGUCCUCAGGUUCAAUAUGAACCAACUAGUAUUCAUGUUGUUAUUAUAUAACACAGAAAAAUUAGUGGUACUUCAGGUUUUAUCAGUAGAAGUGUCACAGCCAUAGUCAGAAUACCCCUAACAUGUUGCAUUUCACUCUGGGUACCAAAUUUAAGCAAGAUAUUGAUGGCCACUAAGUGUGUAUCCAGAAGAAGAGACCAGAAUGGUGAUGAGUCCAGAACCCCUAUCACACAGGGAAUAGUUGAAGGAACUGGGGAUAUUUAACUGGAGAAGAGAACAUCUGGGGAGAGAGCAAGAUUCCUGUCCUUGAGAAGUUGAAGCUAUCUCAUGCAGAAGAGGGAAUGAGCUUCCAUUGUGCUGCAGACCUGGCAGCAAUGGGUGAAAGUUGCAGGAAGUUAGUUUUAGUUCUGUAGAAGGCAAGAGUAGGGUAGACAAAUCAAAUGCUCUGGGGUCAGGCUGGUGGAGACAGUAACACUGGCGAGCAGGUGCCCCAGCUCAGACUAAACUACUGAGCUUUGUUCUGCUGCUGCUGCUCUACAGGUCCAGGGUUGUUAGAUUUCUGGGUUUUUGUUGCUUUUUGAAAUAAGGAAAAUAAGUUUAUCUUAAGUUUAGUUUUCCUUGGAUAUACCUAGAUUCCAUACAGUGACAAGAUAAAUACAAAGGGAGAACAUCUGGAUUUCAUCCUUGACCUCAUUUACAAAGCAAAAAGAGAUGCUGGAUUCAGAUAUAAAUGUUAAUUUUACAGUGUUUAAGGUACCAAAUAUUCUUUUUUUUUUUUUUUUUUUUUUUUUUUAAAAAAGACACAUAUCUAUAUUUUUCUGUGAAAGCUUUCAGUUAAGUGUUGGGAACUAAUUUCAAGAUUUUAAAAAAUGUUAUGCAGGCUUAACAUGUCUGAGAGCCAUAAAUGACCUAACGUUUUCCAUUUUUAAUCUCUGAACUAGGUGAUCUCAGUUUUCUUUCAACUCCAGUACUCUGGAAGUUUCUGUGUGACCUGUAGUGUAUCAUUCUCAGGUAGUGAUAUGGUUUGGAUGUUUUGUCCCCUCCAAAUCUCAUGUUCAAAGUGUGACAUUCAGUGUUAGAGGUGGGCCUAGUGGGAGGUAUUUGGUUCAUGGGGGCGGAUCCCUUAUGCAUGACUUCGUGCCAUCCCCAUAGUAAUGAGUGAGUUCUCACUCUGGUUGUUCAAAAGAGCCUGGAACUUCCUCCUCUCUCUCUUGCUGUCUUUCACCAUGUGACACACUGGCUCCCCUUCCCCUUCCACCAUGAUUGUAAGCUUCCUGAGGCUCUCACCAGAAGCAGAUGCCAGCGCCAUGCUUCCUAUACAGUUCUAUGCAGAACUGUGAGCCAAAUAAAUCUCUUUUCUUUAUAAAAAUUGUCGGGUAUUUCCUUAUAGCAACGCAAGCGGACUAACACAGGUGAUUCUUAGCAAAACAGUUUGUCAAUUUUUCAUAAAUCCUGGACCUUGGGUGGGCUUAUGCUAUUGCCUAGAAGAAAUUCCCAACUUCUGUCUUAUUUGAAUCUUAGAAAAAUCCCAAAACCCAAGCCUCAUAUAAGACCAAUUAAGUCACAAUCCCUGGAGGCAGUAAAAGGCAUAUUUUUAAAGUUCCCCAGGUGAUUCAAAUGUGCAGACAAGUCUAGGGACCACCGACUUAGGUCCUAAUAGCCUAGUUACCUUAGAAAGUUCUUAUUAGCUUAUUCCCAUUCCCUUCUAAUAUCCACCCUACCUUAUCAUUUGAUCUGCUCUGUUGAUCCUGCGUACGUUAGUAGGAUAUGGUGUCUUCUGGAUAGACUCCUUCAAAGAAAGGGAACUGUAUUUCUGAGGCAAGUUCCCAUACUAUCCUCUCCUGAUCCUCAAACCCAGGUUCUCCUUAGUUAAUAACUGAGUCAGCAGAGGGCAGUAUGACCCAACCCAAACAACCAUAUAUUAAUGCUUCUACAGUUCUCUCCAAGGAAGUAGCAACUCGUAAGUUAAGGUUUCAGAUGUUUUACUUCAUUUUUCUUUUAUUACAGAUGAUGAAUACAUUUGGAAAAACAACUGGUUGCAUUUAGCUAUAUACCUGUAUUAUGCCACCUAUGAGCUUCCGGUGAAUGAUGAUUAUCUUAGUUAUUUUUUGUGUUUAUGUUAUUCCCAGCACUCCCAGUCACAUAUCAAAUAUUGAAUUAGUGAAUGCAUGAAUGGAAAAUUAACAAUUACAGAUUGAUGUCCCAAAUAUCUUUUUCAAAAAAAACAGCCAUCACGUACCUAUAGGAUUAACUAGAUCUCCCUUAAUAUUUUCAAAGGUCUCUCUGUACUGAUGUCCAUUGUUUUUAAAACAUAAAGGAAAUUAAAACACAUGGCUUUCUUAAUCAGUCAACCUAGAAUUUUUGUCUAUAACUUAGACUGACAAAUUCUAUUGUAGUAAGGGUAAUGAUUAGCAACUCCAUAAAGCAAUGUUGGUUGCAGAGAUCAACACUGAUGAUCAUGAUUUUAGGAUAACCAAUUUAUCUGCAGCUACCCUUGUGGUCCUGGGAUGAAUGGUGGGUUAUAUAUCAGCAUAUGUAACACAUAUACCCAUGUCCCUGCAUAAGGGAGAAUGCAUUACCUCUCUAACAUGCAUCACACAUUUUCCUCAACACUGACUUAAAAUGUUUGUCAGUGAGAAUUUUAAGAAUUCAAAAUUCAACAAAAUUAUUGUUUAAUGUGAAGCAGUAGAAAAACAGAGUCUUAACAGCUCCCCAAAGCAAUGUAAUACAGGCAGCCUUUGGUUUUUUGAAGUGUGCAGUGUCUAGUUGUGGAUCAUAAUAAAAAGAUGUCUUUCACCACACUCCGCAGAGGCCAUUGAUCAAGGUAGAAAUAAAGGGGGAGACAUGGCAUGUACUUCAGGACUUCAACUAAAGGGGAACUGUGGAAUGAGAAUUUCAAAUACAACAUAGUAACUGAAAUACUAGAAACCAAAGUGUGUGUCUGGGAUCCCUUCUUGCAGAAGCUAGUAAGGGGCAGUCUUCACCGGCAGCAAGCGCUCUGUACGAGGGGCCGCUUAGGAAAGUACCAGGGCUGCCCUGGAGUGGAGAACGAGUGGGCCACCAGAGGGUAUACAGUGGCUGCCCUACUUUAAAAGAAGAGGCUCAGGAGCAGACAUGUCUUUAUGCUAGCCUGAAGUCAUGCAUAUGUGGCUAUACGUAGCCUGUGAUUCAGAAAAUUUUUCAACUUUGGUGUUCAUAAAAAUGGAAGCAAUGAUAGAUUACAUUUUAAAAGUGAAAGCCCUUGUAGUAUGAGUAAUGAUUCAGUUUUAUUAAUAAAAGGAUCUCCUUAUUGCUCACAUUUUCAGAGAAACAAAAUGGUCAACUGGUGUGUUGUUCCUUCCCUGUCCCUCUAAUAACAGUACCGACAAACUGGAAAAUCAUGAAAUAUUAGAGCAAAAGAGAAAUGUGUACUAACACAAGAGAAGUCUGUUAGGAUAUAAGUAAGAUUAAAGUAGACAGAGCAGGCUUAAAAUGAAGCUUGAACAAGCCAUCUACAGAAACAGAAAACAGGGUAGAUGGGACACCCAAACAGGGUGCCACAGCUUUCCAACUUAGAUCCAGGGUUAUGAGAGAGAGAGAGCCAAGAACACAACCUAAAAGUUUUCAAUUUGAGGUAUAUUCACUCUUUGCUAUUCUAUAGUAUUAAUCAAAAUAUUAUUGCUAAUAAUCCUGUUGUUAUUAAUCACAACUUUUGGUUUUGAGUCGUAGUUUUUAACAGCAAUAUUUUUUGUAACACUAGCAAAAUUCUCACAAGUUUGACAGAGCCUAUUGCCCCAGGGGCUGGACUCUGGCGCUAGUGUCCCUAAGAGACUAAUAUGGGAGAAUUUGAAACAUCUGCUAUUUGUACCAUAAUUCUUAUUCCCAAUCAACAUUACACCACA
Messenger RNA from Chlorocebus sabaeus (green monkey), 5368 nucleotides. RefSeq names its product cytochrome c oxidase assembly homolog COX15 (gene COX15). Gene Ontology annotation, molecular function: oxidoreductase activity, acting on NAD(P)H, heme protein as acceptor. Lineage: Eukaryota; Metazoa; Chordata; Mammalia; Primates; Cercopithecidae. The record is from RefSeq and is a predicted model, not a curated record. Gene Ontology annotation, cellular component: mitochondrial inner membrane. Gene Ontology annotation, biological process: heme A biosynthetic process.